ACUUGUGACAAUGACGACUGAAGUUGGCUCCGAGACUGAAGUAAAGAAAGAUUCUGAGCAGGCAGGAGCAGAGCAAGCCAAGGACAAGCCUGACGAAGCCUCACGUACUACAGAAGAUCAAAAGUCCAGAAAAACAUCCUCAGAAGAAGCUUUAGAUUCGUCUUCUGUCCCAGUGCCAACUAGCCAAAGCAGCCCAAGUAGCCAGAAGAAGGAAAAGGAUUCGUCUGAAAGCAAGGGUAUUUCUCGCUUCCUGCCCCCAUGGCUUAAGAAGCAAAAAUCCUACACCCUGGCAGAGCCCAAAGAAGAGACCAAGAAAAAGGCUGUAGGGGAGGACCAAGCAAUUGAAGUGAGUGACUGCCAGCUUCCCAAGGAGGGGCCUCAGCCAGAAAGGAGCUUAACGGAAGCAGCAACUGAAAAAGAGCACAACGCUAAAGCAGAUGAGAAGGAGGAAAAGCGCUCUGUUAGCAGUGCUGAAACACAGCCUGCCAAGGAAGAUGGUAAAGAAAUAGAAGUUGAAAAAGUUGCUGAGGGAAAAGAAGAAAAACGAGUGGAAAAAGAAGAAAAGCAAGUAGAAAAAGAAAAGAGGGAGACCAAAGAGGUACAGACAGGUGAAAUCAAAGCAGAGGGCAUCCCCCAGAAGUCUCCCAAGAAAAUUAAAACUGUGCCAUGUAAAGUGAUGCUUCUGGAUGGCACAGAAUACAGUUGUGAUCUAGAGAAAAGAUCAAAAGGCCAGGUGCUGUUCGAAAAAGUAUGUGAGCAUCUCAAUUUACUGGAAAAAGACUAUUUUGGACUGGUGUUCUAUGAGAAUUCGGAUCAGAAGAACUGGCUAGAUCCUUCAAAGGAAAUUAAGAGGCAAAUUCGAAGUUUACCUUGGCUAUUCACCUUUAAUGUGAAGUUUUAUCCUCCUGAUCCUUCACAGCUGACUGAAGACAUCACCAGAUAUUUCUUGUGCCUACAGCUUCGCCAGGAUAUCGCUUCGGGGCGACUGCCCUGUUCUUUUGUGACUCACGCCCUCCUUGGGUCAUACACCGUGCAAGCUGAACUGGGGGAUCACGACCCAGAGGAGCACCGUGGUGAUUAUAUCAGUGAAUUCCAAUUUGCACCCAAUCAAACUCAAGAAAUGGAAGAAAAAGUUGUUGAGCUACACAAAACACACAGGGGCUUGUCUCCAGCACAGGCAGAUUCUCAGUUCCUAGAAAACGCCAAGAGACUCUCCAUGUAUGGAGUGGAUUUACAUCAUGCCAAGGAUUCUGAAGGUGUGGAUAUCAUGCUCGGUGUAUGUGCUAAUGGACUGCUCAUUUACAAAGACAGACUCCGUAUCAACCGCUUUGCGUGGCCAAAAAUUCUGAAAAUUUCCUAUAAGCGAAGUAAUUUCUACAUCAAAGUCAGGCCAGCAGAACUGGAACAGUUUGAGAGCACUAUUGGUUUCAAACUGCCAAACCAUCGGGCUGCUAAAAGAUUAUGGAAGGUUUGUGUGGAGCACCAUACUUUCUUCAGACUCAUCUCACCAGAGCAGCCACCCAAAGCCAAGUUUCUCACCCUGGGUUCCAAGUUCCGCUACAGCGGGCGCACGCAAGCGCAGACGCGGCAGGCCAGCAACCUCAUCGACCGGCCCGCGCCGCACUUCGAGCGCACGUCGAGCAAGCGGGUUUCCAGAAGCCUGGACGGAGCUCCCAUAGGUAUCUCAGACCAAAGUCUGCUGAGAGAUUUUUCUACCGCCAGAGGGGGACCUGCUGGAGAUAAAGUGCUUGACAUUGAAGGUGCUGGUCAGGCCAAGCUAAAAGAGGGUGGCAGAGAAGAAAAUGGAAGCCCAGUCAAAACUCCACAGUUAGAAUUGAUUCAGGAUGGAAAGAAAUUACAUUCCUUGAAAGUAGACGGGGAAAAUAUUUAUGUCAGACAUAGCAAUUUAAUGUUGGAGGACCUGGAUAAGACCCAGGACGAGCUACUGAAACACCAGGCUAGCAUUAGUGAGCUCAAGCGCACUUUCAUGGAGUCCACGCCCGAGCCCCGUCCCAGCGCGUGGGAAAAGCGGCGUAUCCCCCCUGCGGCCCUGCAGGCACCCGCGAAAAAAGGAGACUACAUUUUCCAAUUGAAAACGCCGCCUUUGAGGGAGAAGCAAUGGACUGCAAUGCCGUGGACUGCUGAAGCAAAACCAGAGGAGACUGACAAGAGGCAUGGUUCCCGAGCAGAAGGGCCUUGCGUUGGAGUCAGCGAUGCUGAUAAGAGUUCACAUGAGACUCUGGACAUAGUGGAGGAGAAGAAGCAGGCAGAGGUUGGGAGAGAAGAAGCAGUAGUCAUAGACGAAACCAACAAAGGGAAAAUACAAGUUGCUACUGAUGCUGGGGAAACAUGUAAGGUGGAACACCUCGCCAAAAAGGACUCAUCGUCGUUGCCGUCAGAUAGUAACAGCAGCAGUAGUAGUGAGAGUGAGGAUGAAGAGGUGGGAGAAUACCAGCCACAUCAUAGGGCAAUUGAGGAAGUCAUCAGGGAAGAACAAGAAGAAGAAGAUGAUGCAAACAGGAAAAAAGAGCACCAGGAAAAGAUAAUGCAGCCUGUAGAAGCUACAACAGAAGGCAGUAAAGUACAUGUACCAGCUGAGCACGUAGCUCAAGUUGCAGCUGAAGCUUUGGUCCAGGAAAAUGCAGUUACCCUAGCUACAGAAGAGAAGAAGGUCUCAGAGGAGGUGAAGCAAGACGUAGGUGAAGAAAAAGAGGAAGAGCAGCUCAGACUGAAUGGAGAUAUGUCUCAUGUUGACAUUGAUGUUGCACCUCAAAUAAUUUGUUGUUCAGAGCCUCCAGUAGUGAAAACAGAGAUGGUAACCAUUUCGGAUGCUUCACAGAGAACUGAAAUCUCCACUAAGGAAGUUCCAAUUGUUCAAACAGAGACUAAAACCAUCACAUAUGAAUCUCCACAGUUUGAUGGCAGUCCAGGCAGCAAUGCUGGUGUCCUGCUGAGUGCACAGACAAUUACAUCAGAAUCAAUUUCCACUACCACAACUACACACAUUACAAAGAUGGUAAAAGGUGGGGUAUCAGAAACAAGAAUUGAGAAGCGCAUUGUCAUUACUGGAGAUGCAGAUAUUGACCAUGAUGAGGCCCUGGCACAGGCAAUCAAAGAAGCCAAAGAACAGCACCCUGACAUGUCUGUCACAAGAGUAGUGGUGCACAAAGAAACUGAACUUGCAGAGGAAGAUGAAGAGUAAAAUCAAAAUGCCAUCAAGCAAAUAUUUCAG
This is a messenger RNA of Tinamus guttatus (white-throated tinamou), 3232 nucleotides long. The record is from RefSeq and is a predicted model, not a curated record. NCBI's taxonomy places the organism in Eukaryota, Metazoa, Chordata, Aves, Tinamiformes, Tinamidae.